CUGCAGGGAGGCGUGUAACCGGUUUGGGUUGAAUGCGCAUCGCAGGGGCGUCAUCACCGCCUCCAAUUGCGCAAAACACAACAAAGUUGUCAGCCGGCACAGCGCGGAGCUCUCAGUAUCCACCUCUACGGAGAGGCCACUGGGACCUCUGGGAGUCCACCAGUUCCUCUGGGAGUCGACCGGGACCUCUGGGAGUCGACCGGGACCUCUGGGAGUCGACCGGGAACUCUUAGAGUCCACUUGGACCUCUGGGAUUUGACCGGGACCUCUAGGAGUCGACCGGGACCUCUGCGAGUCGACCAGGACCUCUGGGAGUCGACCGGGACUUCUGGGAGUCGAACGCGACCUCUAGGAGUCGACCGGGACCUCUGAGCGUCGACCGGGACCUCUGGGAGUCCACUGGGACCUCUGGGAGUCGACCGAGACCUCUAAGAGUCGACCGAGACCUCUGAGAGUCGACCAGGACCUCUGCGAGUCGACCAGGACCUCUGGGAGUCGACCACGACGUCUGGCAGGCCAGAAGUUCCGCUGGGAGUCCAGGCUGAACGCCUCCACAUUUCGCAAGCCACCUCUGAAGUUUUGGUUAUACAAGCACCACGGAAGAUCGACCAGACCCCCUCGGAGUCCACCGUUGCAUCUGAAGGUUUGCCAUCACGGUGGGGAGUACUCAAGGAACAGAUCCCCACCAGCAUUGAGAGUCUUCCACCAUCGCCACUGAGAGUCCACCACCAGCAAGCACGGAAAAUCCACCGGUACUUAGAGUCCAGCAGUACCUGCAAGGGUUCACCACCAGUGCCGAAAGUCCACCACCUCCACCACCGGGAAUCCGACCAAUCUGGAAGCAGACGAGUCGGUGGCCCUCUCAGAUAGCGACUAGGAGAACACGCCGGACAAACAACAAGACCCACCACCACCUCCUCUUCCACCUACACCACCACAUCCUCAUUUUCCACCACCAGCAGACUGCCUCCUUCUCCAGGAGUCGAACCGGGCUGGCCAACGUUCGAUGGCCGAGUGUGGCAACCGGUCCCUGGGCCGCUGCGCCUGGGCCUUCGUGCUAGCGCUGGUGUUCGACGUGGUGGGCCUGGUCAUGAUCCUGGUGGGCAUCUUCGCCAACCAGGUCGCCUACUACGACUUCCUCAUCUACACGGGGGCCAUCGUCGUCUUCUUGAGCAUCAUCUGGUGGCUCUUCUGGUUCAUGGGCAACAUCACGGCGACGGAGAGCAAGUACGAUCGCGUCAACGUCACGUCCCGGUCGUUCUCGAGACCGUGGGUCCGCUCCAGCCGCAAUCAGACCCACCAGCACAGCAAGCGCGCCCACCGUGACGCCACCAACGGGAGCCACCACAACCAAAGCUUUAGCAACGACGUCGCGGGCGUCAAGAACGGCGCGUUGCCCUCCACCGCUGUGGCCAGCGGCGGCGGGCCGGCGCGUGGCUGGCAGCCGUGCGGGCAGGACGACACGGCGGCCACGGCGUUCUGAACCGCCUGGCACGGGUGGUGGGAGCGAGGGCUUGCUGCUCACCACGGAGCCAAGGACGACCAAGGAACCUCACCCCUGCCACUCACCCCUGCCACUCACCCCUACCACUCAUCCCUGCCACUCACCCCUAGCACUCACCCCUACCACUCAUC
Molecule: messenger RNA, 1635 nt
Organism: Petromyzon marinus (sea lamprey)
Lineage: Eukaryota; Metazoa; Chordata; Hyperoartia; Petromyzontiformes; Petromyzontidae
Source: RefSeq, a predicted model, not a curated record